AAGUGUGAGACAGAUCGAGACUUUGAGUGGUAGUUAGAACAGUGGAGGAAGAGCUAAGGCUAGAAGCCCAAUAAUUUUGCGAAUCAGAGCUUCAGCCACACAGAAAUGGCGGAGCUUAUUCAGGUGCCUUACGACGUCACUGUCCGCCUUCUAAUGGCUUCACUCGAACGGAAUUUCUUGCCGGACGCCGUCGUAAGAAGGUUCACCCGCUUGCUACUCGCCUCUCGCAUUCGCUCCCAGUUUAAGCCUUCCUCUCAACUCCAACUCUCUGAUUUUCUCCACUUUGUGCACGCUUUAAGGGAAAUGCCAAUUGCUAUUAAGACUGAUAAGCCAAAAGCUCAACAUUACGAGCUUCCUACCUCGUUCUUCAAGUUAGUUUUGGGGAAGAAUCUCAAGUACAGUUCAUGCUAUUUCAAGGACAAGUCAAGUACCUUGGAGGACGCAGAGGAGGCCAUGCUACAAAUGUAUUGUGAAAGAUCACAACUGAAGGAUGGCCACUCUGUUCUUGAUGUUGGAUGUGGCUGGGGGUCACUUUCGUUGUAUAUUGCCCAAAAUUACAAGAAUUGUCAGGUGACUGGAAUUUGCAAUUCAACCACACAGAAAGAUUACAUUGAGGAGCAGUGCCGGGAUCUCCAGCUGAAUAAUGUCAACAUUAUUGUUGCAGACAUCAGCACUUUUGAAAUGGAAGCUGAAUAUGACAGAAUAAUUUCCAUUGAAAUGUUUGAGCAUAUGAAGAACUACAAGGAUCUUCUCAAGAAAAUAUCAGGCUGGAUGAAACAGGAUAGUCUCCUCUUUGUUCAUCAUUUUUGCCAUAAAGUCUUUGCCUAUCACUUUGAGGAUAAAAAUGAAGAUGAUUGGAUUACGAGAUACUUCUUCGAAGGUGGCACGAUGCCUUCUGCAAAUCUACUCCUCUAUUUUCAGGACGACGUGUCGAUUGUCGAUCAUUGGCUUGUGAAUGGCGAGCACUAUUCUCAAACAAGUGAAGAGUGGCUCAAAAGAAUGGACAAGAACAUAGCUUCAAUAAAACCAAUCAUGGCAACUACUUAUGGCAAGGAUUCAGCUGUAAAGUGGACUGUUUAUUGGAGAACAUUCUUCAUUGCAGUAGCCGAGUUAUUUGGGUACAACAAUGGGGAAGAAUGGAUGGUUUGCCAUUUACUGUUCAAGAAGAAAUGAUGCAAAAGCAGCUGCAAAGCUUCAAUAACUAAGCGGCCAUAAGACCAAGGUGCGAGUUUUAUGAACUUGGACUGAUUUUCUUCCUUUGAACUUUAUGAAUUUGGUGAAGCCAUAUGAUCCAUGGUUCUUGUAAUAACAGUUUUUGCCAUUGCGGUGCAAGAGCUGAUUACAAUAUUUGUAUUAGUGCUGAAUCUGGGUCGGAUUAUUGGCACCAUGAGGUGCCCCUACGACCUUCUUUCCAAAACUUUCUAGGUAGUUCGGUGAUGAAUUGUUUGCACUAAAUUUGAUUUCAGUUGAUCUGUAGUCUAUGUAGUC
Cucurbita moschata (crookneck pumpkin) is the source of this 1488-nucleotide messenger RNA. RefSeq names its product (S)-coclaurine N-methyltransferase. The record is from RefSeq and is a predicted model, not a curated record. Lineage: Eukaryota; Viridiplantae; Streptophyta; Magnoliopsida; Cucurbitales; Cucurbitaceae. The transcript is spliced from 8 exons. Bases 106 to 1173 code for a protein of 355 amino acids.